Molecule: messenger RNA, 1542 nt
Organism: Fimicolochytrium jonesii
Lineage: Eukaryota; Fungi; Chytridiomycota; Chytridiomycetes; Spizellomycetales; Powellomycetaceae
Exons: 2
Coding region: 239-1123 (294 amino acids)
Source: RefSeq, a predicted model, not a curated record
CGUCAAUGAACAGCUUUCCUAGGGUCUCGUUCUCGUUUCCUCUGCAAACUCUCUCGGACUUUGGUCGUCGGGGGUUUCUUUGUCUGUGGCACCUCGCAAGGGAUUCCACGCCAAGAAACCCGCAGCGCAUCUUGUUACAACCGCAAGCAUCUGAGAUAAAAAGCGGACGGCAGCGAAUACCAAACAUCCCUUGCACCACAAUCCCUUCCAACUCCGACAUAUACACCACGACCGAAACAUGUCGCCACACGCCGCCGCCAAUACUCUCACCGACCCAUCCACCUCCACUACCACCUCACCCAAAUCACCUUCACCAUCACCAUCACCGUCACCUCCCCCGCUCUUCCCUCUCCGGCUCUCCACCCUAACUCUCUCAACGCUGCGGCCCCACCUAACUCCAAAGAACAUCUUCCUCUCCGUCCUCCUCCUCAUCAUCGUCGUCACAGGCGCGAUCCUAUUCAUGUGUCUCGUCGGGAUGAUACGCUUCGACGACAAGGCGAGGAAGGACGCGUGGGUGGAGGUGACCAGCCAGAUUCUGAAUGCGUGCUUUUGUGUCAACGCGGGGAUGCUUGCGCCUGGGAGGGCGAGGGAUGCGUGGUUGGCGGGCAGGUGGGUUUUGAAGAACGACAUAAAAGCCGCACGGCAACUUGAACAACGCCAGUCGCCCUGGCUCAUCAUCCUCCCUCCAUCCUCAUGUAUCGCCACCCUCGACCUCGACACAAGCGCGCCCCUCCAUCUCACCACGAUCGACACCCCAUCAUCAAAACCCCCACCACCCCUCCCGCGCAAGAUUUGGCUCUCCAUCCUAUCUCUUCAAGCCCUCAAUGUCCUCUUCCAAAUCCCCAUGGCAGCCGCGAUGUGGAUCUGGGCAUCCGACCACAGCGCUCGGCCGGCGUGGCUGGUGGCGGUAUCUCUCGUUGCAAGUUUUGCGUGUGGGGCUGUCGGGGGGCUUUGGCCGCUGUGGAUCGUCAAGACGAGGACGAGGACGAAGGGGAAGGGCGGUGGUGAGAAGAAGGGUGAGAAGGAGGGGGAUGCGAGUGGAGUGAGGCUUUUGAGGGAUUCGGAGAAAGGCGAGGUGGAAGUUGAGGCGGUGGCGAUGAAGAAAAGGGAGGAACAAGCGUGAGUGUAUGCGCAAUGUGCAAUUGCAAUUCAUUACCGGAGAUAUGUUGGGGAAAAAAGGCACAGCGCAUUGGGGGGGCCGCGGCCGCUCUCCGAGUCCCCCAGCGCGCCGUGGGGGAUGGCAUCGCAGCGAUAGGAAAGCAUCGCCACAUAUACCGCUCCGCUCAACAAAAGCACACCCCUUCACCGCAUCAUGUUCCAUCACAUCCCAAAUCCAUCUUGGACACUGGGUGGUGCAUAUCCACCUAACCCUAAAAAUGCCUCCGUCAUCUUUGACGAGAGGGUCUUUGUCAUGCACGUGACUGACGGGCCGGAUUUAUUUACGCUCCUCUGAGUUCUCUCAUCUCCUUGUUUCGUAAAUCACUCCCCUCAUCCCAUUGGCUGGAUCGUUUUGCCGCAAUGAAUGAAACACGGAGGGUGCCA